GCCCUUUUGAGUGACUUUGUCGGGCUGCUCACUAUGGUCAACGACGAUGAAAGGCGUCGAGCACUCAGAGCUCAUUAACUGGGAUGGCCCUCUACCAUCCAGUUCCUAUCGUCUUCAGUCGACCAAAGACGUACCUUCGACAUCGUUCUUCAAGUCUACAACGAGCAGCGCGAUUUCUACCCCUGCAUCAUAUUCUUCUAGUACAUCAUCACAAUGCGCUAAUGAUUCUGGAGAAGAUUCGGAUUGCUAUAUAAUUGAUGCGCCGUCUUCAGUAGACGGUUUAUUUGACGAAAACUGCGGUUCUACGCGUACUCCAAUAAAGCAUUCGUCAUCGAUUGAAAGACUUUCAGCCGCGCAUAUGCCUGAACUCUUUCAGCCAUCUAAUCUCGACGCGCUAUUUCCAUUCCAGCAUACUCACGACACCUCGGCUGCCGAUGAAGUUUUGACACAACCAGAAUCAUAUCUUUCUUCCUCACAGCAUAGCAUCCGGAGCGUGCCAACUUCAUUCUAUGCCGCGGAGCCCAACUUAUUCGACAUGUCUAUACCCCCUCUCUUAACUCAUCACGACGUGAUUGAGUUGUCUGAUGACGAAGACGAUUCCGGACAUGAUAGUAUCAAGAGUGUUAGCGAUCCUGACAAUGAAGACGAGGAGAUGGCUGUAGAUGAUAUGCUUACUGAACCUUUUUCCGUGCGCGAUUCAUCACCUUCACCCGAAAUGGGCGACUCUCUAUUCACACCUCCUCCAUCUUCCCGUAAGCCUCGCAGACGCAUCGUCUUCGACUGCAUCACCAAGGCUGAUUACAGGGCAUCGAACACGUCCACCGGCGUGCCUCAGCAGGGUGUAGAGCACCCGUCAGUCGGCCACGCCUUGGCCGCUGCAUCCGCUCAAAAUGACCGUCUUAUGGGAAAGGGGUCUCCUGCACGUCAUAAAAGGAAGUACAGGCCUCGUUCCUGGAAGUUCGGAGAAGACAUUUCUACGCUACCAACCCAAAUCCUGGACGCCCAAUAUCCCGCCCUCGAGCUUGACAUCCACGAGCUGCCAGAUUUUCUACCACAUCACAACACUAUCCUGCGGUCGAAUACCCACUACAUCUACGUCAAACGCGUUCAGCGCCUUUACGCACAACUGCACGAAGGUUUGCCAGAGAUGAUUGCGGAGAUGAAAGGUCUUGCAGCCCCGGACGAUGAGAAAGACGAGAAAGAAGACGGACCCGUCUUUCCUCGUGUCCUCGCACCACUGUUUGAGGAGAGGCCGGAUAUCGAAGCGGCCCUAACACCAUACUUUGGACGCGCGGCUCCCAAAGGUUCCUCUCGCAAAGGUAAAAUUAAGAGUAAUUUAGAGCCACAAAACGCCCCAUCUUCAUCCAAGCCUAAAUUGGGAUUCACUGGCACCGACCUUCAAAUACAGGAUCCUUCAUCCUCUAACGUCCUUGACGACAUCUCACACUAUACCGCACUGGAAGAGGAUCAAAUACUGGAUUUCAGCGCGGAGAUGGAUCAGUAUUUGAAUGACCUCAGCGAUUCUCCUGCAAAGACAUAUCUCCCAGGCAUUGAGCACACUCGGUCUGCACCAAGUUCUUUCAUUGGUUUCUUGCACAAUACAACACGGCUGCCUCCUGACGCAGCGUCGGUCACGCGAGAAAAUGGAGAGGACAGUUUCUUUGGGGUACCUCCUAGCCCGAGGUUGGCAUCCGAGUCUCCUUCACUACAUCUCACGGACGCAUACGCUACCAAUUCCUCACAUAGCCUGGACGGUAGCUUCGAUCUUGUGCUCCCUGAGGAUGGCCAGUGGUCUCUAUCGCCUACUAUCGAGAGAAAGAGCAUAUCCACCGAUAGUCUUUCUCCUUCAGACAGCGCGGGUACGAUUGAUCCCUCGCUACUUGGUGGAAGUGAACCGCCUCUCCCGUCAACAGGCGCUCGAAGCUCGAAGCCACUGCCAUCAGGCCCCAUCAUAUAUGUACGCAGACCUCCAGGGGUGUCCGCAUCGCAGGAAGCCCCAGCGCUGUCGGACAAAACGCCUGGCAAGUCACGAAGAAACGUCCAGAUCAAAUACCGCACCAGUAAAUCGGCCUCUGUCACUGAUGAAGGCGACGAGACUAGUUCAGCGAGAAAGAUGGACGAUGGGGAGGUUAAGGAUGAUGGGGGUUGGACUGCUGAAACUGUUUCUGCUCCACCUGUACCACCCGGGGCGCGGCCAAGUCUCAAGAUACGGAUUCGUCGACCAGACAUCCGUGCAAGCUCCGAUGGGUCGUUUGUACCGUCGAAAGCUUCGAGUUCGGCUUCUUCUCCUGUAUUUGCGACACCAUUUCCAGAAACGAAACUGUCCAAGGUCCAUGCACCACCACCUCCAGCUCAAACCACGCCACAGGACGAUGGCGAGCCUGAAGUUGUCAGUACUUUUUGUCACCAAUGCCGAAGUACGCAAACCAGACCCAAGAUGCAAUGUUCCAAACGCCGUCCAGACCAGCAAAUCUGCGGGAAACGGUUCUGCAACCGAUGUAUCCUGAACCGGUACCCUGAGACAGUAUUUGCCCCCAAUAACAAGAAGUUCGUCUGUCCGGUCUGCCUUAAUACCUGUAACUGCUCCAUAUGCGCGCGGAGACGCGGGGAGGAGUAUAUUUCCGCACGUGGAGGCGGAUUUGCGGGGUCUCGCACCAAGUCAGGCAUUUUGCUUGUGCCUGAUGAUUCCUGUGUCCCGAACGGCUCAGUGACACCAGAGCCUUCCGAAAGUGCGCCACAGACAACAACGUUCUGGGCUCAUGUCUAUGGGCUUGAAGGCGAGCGCGUCGGCCGUGCGUUUAUCGACGGCGCUAGCGCCUCUGCCCCCGUCCGACCCACACAACCCGCUAAACAGCGCGCCCAAAAGAAACAGAAAGUAAAAACGAAGCUGAAGAAGAAACCGAGAGUAUUCAUCGGAACGCCGUUACGCGAGUGGAAUAUCCGCACGAUUCAAGACCUCGAACCCAGCGCUGUGAUUCCGCCCCUCAUCUCAGAAGCGAAUGUAGGGAAAGGCAAGGGUAAAGCUGUCGAACGACCGCGUGUUUAUAUCGGUGAUGCAAGGUGGUUGUAUGUGCCAUAUACACGCAUGCCUGUGUCACCGAUCUCUUCGCGGGCGUCGUCGCCGGACUCGGAAUUGGACCUGGACUCGGAUGGGACGUUGACGCCUUUGGAGGAUUUGGAGGGGAUGGGGUGGCCGCAGCCUGACGUGGGGGAGUCUGUGACUGUGACGUGGGGGUCGGCGCGUGCGCAGGAACGGAGUGCGUCUAGUUCAUUGUCGCCGGAUGAUUUGGUCAAGGCUAUUGGGGUUGCCUUGGCGGCGACGCGUGAGGACAUGGGGGAGUGA
This is a messenger RNA of Suillus subaureus, 3343 nucleotides long. RefSeq lists its product as uncharacterized. The record is from RefSeq and is a predicted model, not a curated record. Gene Ontology annotation, cellular component: nucleus. NCBI's taxonomy places the organism in Eukaryota, Fungi, Basidiomycota, Agaricomycetes, Boletales, Suillaceae. Gene Ontology annotation, biological process: regulation of DNA-templated transcription. The transcript is spliced from 9 exons. The coding region runs from base 47 to 3343 and encodes 1098 amino acids.